Molecule: messenger RNA, 1443 nt
Organism: Cercospora beticola
Lineage: Eukaryota; Fungi; Ascomycota; Dothideomycetes; Mycosphaerellales; Mycosphaerellaceae
Cellular component (GO): cytoplasm; nucleus
Molecular function (GO): RNA binding
Source: RefSeq, a predicted model, not a curated record
CGUCUGUGCGGGCUUGAGCGGCCACUCCAUCCAUCUUUGAACGCACUCGCAUCAUGUCUCGCUGCUCGUGACCGCGACAUCCAAAAUGAGCGACGCCAUUGUAUCAAAGAACCUCUACGAGCUCCUGGGCAACGACCCGGAGCUCGACCCCGAGCGGGCCACUCCCCCAGUCCCGACUAAGGUCGUCGACAAGACACUCCCGCGAACUGGAAAGCGCAAUGGCCCAGCUGAGGGAGCUGCCCGAGAGGGUGGCGCACGAUCAGGUGGACGUGGCGGCGCUGUAAGAGGCGAAGGCGCCAGCCGUGUCGACCAGCAGAACCGCGAUGACGGCCUUCGCAGCGAUCGUCACUCUCGACCAGUUAGGGACUACGAGCGUCGCGGCGGCGAGGGACGUGGACGUGGUGACCGACGAGGCCGUGGCGGCUACGGUGGACGUGGACGCGGUGGUGCUCCACGCGACGACCGUCACAGCCACACUGGCAUUGGUGACCAAGAGAAGCAAGCUGCACACGGCUGGGGCGCUAAGGACGGCCAGUCCGAGUGGGCAGACGAGUCCGCUGGCGAUGCCAUUGCCAAGGCUGAAGUUAACAACGAGCCUGGCUUCACUCCCGACACCAGCGCUGCAGACCCAGCAUUCACGAACGGUCCAGACGGCGAGGUUGGCGAGGAUGCUGCCGGCGAGCCUGAGGAGAAGGUCAAGUCUUACGACGACUACCUGAAGGAGCUCGCCGAGAAGAAGCUGGCCCUUUCUGGCGAGUCACCUGCCAUCCGCAAGGCCAACGAAGGAUCCAAGACCAAGUUCCCUGAAGGUCAGGCGGUCAACCGCGAGCAGGAAGAUUUCUUCGUCGGCGGUGGUGGCAAGACCAAGAAGGUCAAGGAAGUCAAGGAGAAGGAGCGCAUCAACAUUGACGGCCAGUACUACGCCGCACCAGAUGCUGGUGACCGUGGUGGACGCGGUGGACGCGGCGGCCGCGGCCGUGGAGAGGGUCGUGGCUCUUUCCGUGGCGAAGGCCGAGGUCGUGGUGGUGGACGUGGCCGUGGAGACCGUGGCGACUUUAGAGGAGCGCCUCGCGGUGGUCCACGUGGCUCCACUUUCAACGCCAAUGACUCCAGUGCUUUCCCAGCGCUCGGUGCUUAAGCGCCUAUGAAUCCCACCACGGUUGACGUGCCCCCAAAGAAAAGCACGAUCGCGAACAGGAGGCUGCGACUAAUGCAAAGCGCGCCUCAUGGCGAGUUAUGAAUCUGUCGAGUGUAACCGAAGAACAAAAAUGCCAAUCUUAACGUUUGCAUUCACAUUUCUCUUUUCUCAUCCUACUCGUUCGUUUUGACGCUCAAUUGAUAUCGAUUGCACACUACUUCCAUUGACGAUAAGUCUCCAGAGGGUCAGCAUUCUCCUGGGUCAAAUCUGGAACCUGAGCGCUCAAAGGUCUGACAUCAACUCAA